Miniopterus natalensis is the source of this 3278-nucleotide messenger RNA. RefSeq names its product intracisternal A particle-promoted polypeptide (gene IPP). Gene Ontology annotation, molecular function: actin binding. Lineage: Eukaryota; Metazoa; Chordata; Mammalia; Chiroptera; Miniopteridae. The record is from RefSeq and is a predicted model, not a curated record.
UUUCUCCUGUAAAGUGUCCUUCAAUUUUUUCAGAGCCCAUUACUUAUUUCCUUCUCUGAAACCCUCGGAAUGGUACCACACAGUUUAGUUCUUAUUUGUUUCAUGUGUGUUUUAUGUCCCUAAGUAGAUUGUAAGCUCCUUGAGGAUAGGGAAUGUUUCAUAUGUAUGUGAAUAAAAGACAUGUUAAACUCAAAAAUAUGUUGUUCGGUCUCUUUCUGUUUUGUUUUUUAGGGGAGGACCAGAUUAUGGGCAGCAGUCCUUUAAAUUAAUUUAUCAUCAUCAUGGCUAAUGAGGGCUGUCCCAAGGCUGGCGAUAGUCCUUUUUCAUCAGAUAAACAUGCCCAACUCAUCUUGGCCCAGAUCAAUAAAAUGAGGAGUGGACAGCAUUUCUGUGAUGUACAGCUACAAGUUGGGGAGGAAAUUUUUAAAGUUCAUCGGCUGGUUCUGGCUGCCAGUAGUCCUUACUUUGCAGCUUUGUUCACUGGAGGAAUGAAAGAGUCCUCAAAAGAUGUUGUACAGAUUCUAGGAAUUGAAGCCGGAAUAUUUCGAAUACUUCUAGAUUUCAUUUACACAGGCGUAGUGAACAUGGGAGUGAAUAAUGUCCAGGAGUUGAUUGUGGCAGCUGACAUGCUACAGUUGACUGAAGUUGUUAAUCUCUGCUGUGCUUUUCUGAAAGGACAAAUUGACCCACUGAACUGCAUUGGGAUCUUUCAGUUCUCUGAGCAAAUUGCCUGCCACGAUCUUUUGGAAUUCACAGAAAACUACAUUCAUGUCCAUUUCUUGGAGGUUCAGAGUGGGGAAGAGUUCCUGGCACUUACAAAAGAUCAGUUGAUAAAAAUUUUGCGAAGUGAAGAGCUUAGCAUUGAGGACGAAUACCAGGUCUUCUUAGCUGCAAUGCAGUGGAUUCUCAAAGAUCUGGCAAAGAGAAAAAAAUACGUGGUGGAAGUGCUAGACCCAAUUCGAUUUCCUUUAUUACCUCCUCAGAGGCUUUUAAAGUACAUAGAAGGAGUAUCUGAUUUUAAUCUUCGUGUUGCAUUGCAAACACUUUUGAAAGAAUAUUGUGAGGUGUGCAAAUCUCCCAAAGAGAGCAAGUUUUGUAGUUUUAUGCAGACAUCUAAGGUUCGACCUCGGAAGAAAGCAAGGAAGUACCUAUAUGCAGUAGGUGGAUAUACUCGGUUGCAGGGUGGUCGUUGGAGUGAUAGCAGAGCCCUCAGCUGUGUAGAACGUUUUGACACCUUUAGCCAGUACUGGACCACUGUAUCCUCACUUCAUCAGGCUCGAUGUGGGCUGGGAGUAGCAGUUCUGGGAGGAAUGGUUUACGCUAUUGGAGGUGAAAAAGAUUCAAUGAUUUUUGACUGUACUGAAUGCUAUGAUCCAGUUACUAAACAGUGGACAACUGUAGCUUCAAUGAAUCACCCCCGCUGUGGCUUGGGAGUGUGUGUGUGUUAUGGAGCUAUCUAUGCUUUGGGUGGAUGGGUUGGAGCUGAGAUAGGGAACACCAUUGAACGAUUUGAUCCUGAUGAAAAUAAAUGGGAAGUAGUUGGCAAUAUGGCUAUGUCACGUUACUACUUUGGCUGUUGUGAAAUGCAAGGUUUAAUUUAUGUAAUUGGAGGCAUCAGCAAUGAAGGAAUAGAGCUUCGUUCUUUUGAAGUUUAUGAUCCACUUUCCAAGCGUUGGUCUCCACUUCCUCCAAUGGGAACCAGGAGAGCAUAUCUUGGGGUUGCUGCACUCAAUGACUGCAUCUAUUCUAUUGGAGGGUGGAACGAAACGCAAGAUGCUCUUCAUACUGUAGAAAAAUAUUCCUUUGAAGAGGAAAAGUGGGUUGAAGUUGCCUCAAUGAAAGUGCCUAGAGCAGGCAUGUGUGUUGUGGCAGUCAAUGGGCUUCUGUAUGUUUCUGGAGGUCGAUCUUCCAGUCAUGAUUUCUUGGCACCAGGUACUUUGGACUCAGUUGAAGUUUAUAACCCUCAUUCAGAUACAUGGACAGAAAUCAGUAACAUGAUCACCAGUCGUUGUGAAGGAGGUGUUGCUGUACUAUGAAUUAUAAACUGUAAGAGACCACAAGAAACAUUUUGAAAAUAUAAGAUCUGACCUUUUGCAAAUCACCCAUGCAUUUGGUCCUAGGACACUUUGAUUCUGUUGAGUUUCCCAUGUGUUUGAUAGAUAAAUGACUAAGAUUAUUUUUCUAAGAAUUUGAGUGAGAAGGGAUAUGGAAUAUAUCCUAAAUUAAUAAAGAGCUCACAAAAAUUUGACAGGCUUACUAAUAGAAAUGCUAUUUAUGUUCAAGAAUUGUUCAGUUAGUAUUUGUAAAAAUUAUUUGUUAGAAACUUCUCGGCAAAUUGCCCCUUUAGCAUCUUUUCCAUUGCAAUUCAAGCUGUAACAUGACUCUGUAAUGUAAGAGUAUCAGUGAAACAGUUAAAGGUUCAUAAUUCAUAAUUCAAUCCAGAACACAAUUUUCCAUGGCCAUAGUUUAACCUACAGGGAAGAGCCAAUGAAACAAUUUCCUACUUUUAUUUGAUGCUAGGAGUUUCAAUAGCCCCAAACAUUUUAUUGGCAACAAAAAUGUGAGAAAAAAGGGACAUGUGAGAAAUGUCUAGCUAUUUAUAUAGAGAGUUAAGUUUUAACCUGUUGAUAACAGCAUAAAAAAAGCUUUUGCUCACUUAUGUUUUUUGUUUUGAUGCUGAGAAUGCAAGUGAGUAAUUAAGAGGAGAUUCUUAGUGACAGUCCUUUAUUGCAAUAGGAUGAUGUAAUGGGUGAUAAAGCCCAGUAGGUGGUAUGCACCUAGGAAAUUUCUCCCCUAUUUUCUAAAUAGUCAUCAAAAAUAUGCUUGGCUUUGGGAAGAUGGAAUUUCAUUAGAUCAUUAAGCUUUGUAAAGCUUACUUGUACUUGGACAAGCCUAAGUAUGAGCUUCCUACAAACCUACUACCUUGCUUAGAGAAGGUGAAAUUGUAGAUGCCUGUGAAAAUUCUUACAGACACUGACUAAUAAGUAUAAAAGGAAAGGCUUCCGAUCCAACACUACCUCUCAAAAUGUAUUUUCCCCCGAGAAGCAUUCUAAAGAAUUAUUCUCUGUCCAGUUCUGAGAGGAAGAUUCAUGUACGUGAUCAUCACUUUUAAGUUAUUUCUACUAGUCAUUUGGAGCCAUUUAUAUUAAAGAUCUUGCAUACAUUAGGUUUUUACUCAGCUGAUUCCAGGAUUUGGUUAGUAUAUUCUGGAUUCCCCCUUUUCUUUUCUUUUUAAAAAUAUAUCUUCAUUGAUUUCAGAGAGAGGAAGGGAGAGGGAG